This is a messenger RNA of Delphinapterus leucas (beluga whale), 5792 nucleotides long. NCBI's taxonomy places the organism in Eukaryota, Metazoa, Chordata, Mammalia, Artiodactyla, Monodontidae. The record is from RefSeq and is a predicted model, not a curated record.
GCCCGCCCCGCCGCCGAGCGUCACGGAACCUGCUUGAAAUGCAGCCGAGGAGCCGGGGCUGGCGGCAGCGGCGGCGGCGGCGGCGGCGGGGGCAGCUGCAGCCCCGGCGCCGCGGCAAGGACUCGGAGGGCUGAGGCGCGGCGGCAGCACGGGGUGCGCGGGGAGCGGCGGCCGGAGCCCGGGGCCCGCCAUGGGCCGCCCCGAACGGGGCGCGCUCCGGCCGCUGGCGCUGCUGCUGCUGCUGCUGCAGCUCCAGCAUCUCGAGGCGGCGGCGGAUCCACUGCGCGGCGGCCAAGGGUCGGUCAAGGAGUGCGAAGAGGACCAGUUCCGGUGCCGGAACGAGCGCUGCAUUCCCUCUGUGUGGAGAUGCGACGAGGACGACGACUGCUCGGACAACAGCGACGAGGAUGACUGCCCCAAGAAGACCUGUGCGGACAGCGACUUCACCUGUGACGACGGCCACUGCAUCCGAGAGCGGUGGAAGUGCGAUGGCGAGGAGGAGUGUCCCGACGGCUCGGACGAGUCCGAGGCCACUUGCACCAAGCAGGUGUGUCCCGCAGAGAAGCUGAGCUGUGGACCCACCAGCCACAAGUGUGUGCCUGCUUCGUGGCGCUGUGAUGGAGAGAAGGACUGCGAGAGUGGAGUGGACGAGGCCGGCUGUGCCACCUUGUGCGCCCCGCACGAGUUCCAGUGCAGCAACCGCUCUUGCCUGGCCGCCGUGUUCGUGUGCGACGGCGACGACGACUGUGGCGACGGCAGCGACGAGCGUGGCUGCGCCGACCCGGCCUGCGGGCCCCGCGAGUUCCGCUGCGGCGGCGACGGCGGCGCCUGCAUCCCCGAGCGCUGGGUCUGUGACCGCCAGUUCGACUGCGAGGACCGCUCGGACGAGGCGGCCGAGCUCUGCGGCCGCGCGGGCCCCAGGGCCACGUCCGCGCCCGCCGCCUGCGCCGCUGCCUCCCAGUUCGCCUGCCGCAGCGGCGAGUGCGUGCACCUGGGCUGGCGCUGCGACGGCGACCGCGACUGCAAGGACAAGUCGGACGAGGCCGACUGCCCGCUGGGCACCUGCCGUGGAGACGAGUUCCGGUGUGGGGAUGGGACUUGUGUCCCUGCCGUCAAGCGCUGCAACCAGGAACAGGACUGUCCGGACAGGAGUGAUGAAGCUGGCUGCCUGCAGGAGUCAACAUGUGAGGGUCCCCGCAGAUUUCAGUGUAAGAGUGGCGAGUGCGUGGACGGCGGGAAAGUGUGUGAUGCUCAGAGGGACUGCCGGGACUGGUCAGAUGAACCUCUGAAAGAGUGUGGGCUGAACGAGUGUCUACACAACAAUGGCGGCUGUUCCCACAUCUGCACCGACCUCAGGAUCGGCUUUGAGUGCACGUGCCCAUCGGGCUACCGGCUCCUGGACCAGAAGACCUGUGGUGACAUUGACGAGUGUGAGGACCCAGAUGCCUGCAGCCAGAUCUGUGUCAAUUACAAGGGCUACUUUAAGUGCGAGUGCCACCCUGGCUACGAGAUGGACACUCUGACCAAGAACUGCAAGGCCGUCGCUGGCCGAAGCCCGUCCCUAAUCUUCACCAACCGGCACGAAGUGCGGAGGAUAGACCUGGUGAAGCGGGACUACUCGCGUCUCAUCCCCAUGCUCAAGAACGUCGUGGCGCUGGACGUCGAAGUUGCCACCAAUCGCAUCUACUGGUGUGACCUCUCCUACCGCAAGAUCUACAGCGCCUACAUGGACAAAGCCAGCGACCCGGCAGAGCAGGAGGUCCUCAUCGAUGAGCAGCUGCACUCUCCGGAGGGCCUGGCAGUGGACUGGGUCCACAAGCACAUCUACUGGACCGACUCGGGCACCAAGACCAUCUCAGUGGCCACAGCUGAUGGCGGACGCCGUUGCACCCUCUUCAGCCGUGACCUCAGUGAACCCCGGGCCAUUGCCGUCGACCCCCUGCGAGGGUUCGUGUAUUGGUCUGACUGGGGGUACGAGGCUAAGAUCGAGAAGUCUGGGCUCAACGGUGUGCACCGGCAGACACUGGUGUCAGACGGUAUUGAGUGGCCCAACGGAAUCACCCUGGAUUUGCUGAACCAGCGCUUGUACUGGGUGGACUCCAAGCUGCACCAGCUGUCCAGCAUUGACUUCAGCGGAGGCAACAGGAAGAUGCUGAUUUCCUCCCCUGACUACCUGAGCCACCCUUUCGGGAUAGCUGUGUUUGAGGACAAGGUGUUCUGGACAGACCUGGAGAAUGAGGCCAUUUUCAGCGCAAAUCGGCUCAAUGGCCUGGAAAUCUCCGUCCUAGCUGAGAACCUCAAUAACCCACAUGACAUUGCCAUCUUCCAUGAGCUGAAGCAGCCUAGAGCUGCAGAUGCCUGCGAGCUGAGUGCCCAGCCCAAUGGAGGCUGUGAGUACCUGUGCCUUCCUGCUCCUCAGAUGUCCAGCCACUCCCCCAGGUACACUUGUGCCUGUCCUGACACAAUGCGACUGGGCCCUGACAUGAAGAGGUGCUACCGAGCACCUCAGUCUACCUCAACUACAACGUUAGCCUCCACCACAACGAGGACAGUAGCCGACACCACCAGAGCCCCUGGGACCACCGUCCACAGCCCCGCCUACCAGAACCACAGCACAGAGACACCGAGCCUGGCAGCAGCGGUCCCAAGCUCAGUUAGUGUCCCCAGGGCUCCCAGCAUCAACCCGUCUACCCCAAGCCCUGCAACCAGCAACCACUCCCAGCAUCAUGGGAAUGAAAGUGGCAAGAUGGGCUCAACAGUCACUGCUGCUGUCAUUGGGAUCAUUGUGCCUAUGGUGGUUAUAGCCCUGCUGUGCAUGAGUGGCUACCUGAUCUGGAGAAACUGGAAGCGGAAGAACACGAAAAGCAUGAAUUUCGACAACCCUGUGUACAGGAAAACGACAGAAGAAGAUGAGGAUGAGCUCCACAUAGGGAGGGCUGCUCAGAUUGGCCAUGUCUAUCCAGCACGAGUGGCAUUAAGCCUUGAAGAUGAUGGACUGCCCUGAGGAUGGGACCACUCCCUUCGUGCCUCACGGAAUUCAGUCCCAUGCACUACACCCUGGAUGGUGUAUGCCUGGAUGGAAGGGUUUCUGUACAUGAGUCUGUGUGUCUGUGUGUGUGUGUGUGCGUGUGUAAUUGUUUUUAAUUUAUAUUGCGGAAAGGUAACCACAAAGUUAUGAUGAACUGCAAACAUCCAAAGGAUGUGAGAGUUUUUAUAUGUAUAAUGUUUUAUACACUUUUUAACUGGUUGCACUACCCAUGAGGAAUUCAUGGAAUAGCUACUGCUGAGUGACUAACGUGAUGUACAUAACCAAAUGGGGCCGAUGGUACAGUAGCUUACUCAUCGUUUAAAAAUUAUAUUUACAGAGGGUAUUUGGUUUUGGGGGGCUUUUUUAGGUUUCAGAGUUUUUUUUUUUGUAAAUAGAAUGAUUAUGCUUUGUGGCUAUCCAUCAACAUAAGUAAAACGAAGAAAACACUUCAACUCCCUCUCCCAUUUAGAUUAUUUAUUAACAUAUUUCAAAAAUAAGAUUAGUUCUAUAAGUAAUUUAGAGAGGUGAGAGUAUUUAUUUUUGGUAUGAUUGGCCUACCACCCGGACUCUGUGUGCAUUUAUGUUUAUGUGUGUAUGUGAGUGAGAAAGAAAAAUCUGUAGAGAAGAGGCACACCUAUGGCUGUUGUUCAGAUACAUAAAGAUAAAUAUAUUUUAAAACAGUCCACAAGAAGGGUUAUCUGUAGUUUUCAGAGAAGCCUUUGGAAAUUUGGAUCAGAAAAGAGAUACCAUGGUUUGUGCAAACAUGCAGUGGGGAGAGGUAGAUCUUUUCUGCCUCUGACUGUUCUUGGGAUUCCAAUCAGUCAGCAGAAGGCCCUCGGCUCACCCGUGGCUACUGUGGUUCUCUUCUGUGGCUAAAGCCAGUGUACAGACUUCACACAGUACCCAAAGUUCCCGCGAGCUCAGGUGAGAACAUGCCUGAACCUUGGCUACUCCUUGUUUUAAAGUUCAGCAUUUCAAGUAACUUCAUUUUCUUUUAGGACACUUGGGUUGAAUUCACUGUUUCCUCUGAAGCACACUGAGGGUGCCAUCCUUACUUACAGAGAGCUAAAAGGAGAUGUUUCUUGAACAGCCCAAGUUUACUGUUGGGACUGGCUCAGGCACUGACCUCUGAGUAUGCAUGGGUUGAGGAUGAGGAUGGAGGAACGGGUUUUGUUACAUCUCUAUUUCUCCCUUCCCCUUUCUCUCUACCAUUUCCUUGAGGUGGAGAAAACAAUUUAAAGUGAUACAUAGGUUUGUUGCCAUCAUGUGUUCACAUAGAUGAAACUAAUAUUUGGCUUAAAUCAGAAAAAGUGGCGAAACCUAAAGUCCUGUUUGCGGGGGAAACGGCAUACACAAUACUACAGUAUAUUGGAUAUAUAUGUUCACACAGGGAUUUGGUUUACUGCUUUGUAAAUAAAAGGAGAAACUCUGGGUAUAUGUAUAGAUUUUUUUUUUCAUUGUGGACCUUACUUUGCUUUUCCUGGGCCUUGGGGGAGGCAGGGAGAAGUGCACUUUUCUUUUUGUGGGGUCUACCAUUGAAGAGAUAAUCCUGCAGUCCCAGAAGGAAUUCAGUCCCCGUUGGCUCUUAUCCAAGGUGUGGUCUUAACUCUGCUGCUCUGCCACUUCACUCCCACUGGACAACCAGGGACAAGGUGUGACAUGGAAGUGUUUGGUUUAAGUAGGAGCAGAGGACAUGUAUCUAACCUUAACAUACCUGGAACUUGACACUUUUAAGCAAAUUCCUCCCCUUCUACUCCCCAGCUGCCCCCAGCUCUGUGAAGCUUGGAUGUCUCACCAGCUUGAUACCCUCUGAAUUUCCAGGCAGACAUUCUGGGGUUCUGUCACCCUGUUCCUAGGACCUUUCUCUACAUCACUCUUGGUCUCCUGUCUUCUGAGAAAAUAACUGUAUUCUGGAGCCUGGGCACUAAGCUUUGCAUAAGCAAGCAGUUUCUUCAUGAUAUACAUGUGUUGAUAGUCCUGAAACAUUCAUUGAGAGGGUAUAUGCAAUUGAUCUAGAAUGACCAAAACCAAACAAUCUUAAGAACAGGUGGCCAACUCCUAUAGAGCUUAAUCACUUACUACUAUUCUUUCAAGAAUGGAAAGUAAAAUUAUUUUUGACUGAAGAAAAAUCAUGAAAGUGAAAAGCACUGAAAUUUACACAAAACAAGCAACUUUUUCUGUAACCUGCCUGCAAAGAAAUAGAAUUUCCUGGGGAAAUGAUAAUAGUGACUAAUGCAUAGUUUCUAAACUUUUAGUCAGAUCCUGUCCUUCACAGAAAAAAAAAAUGAAUAGGGUCAGGAUGAUUCAGCUUGAGAUCUCAAAAUGAUGAUGAAACACAGCUUUCAGAGAGACAUCCAUGUUUCCUGAAUAUGCUACAACUGCAGUUUGGAAGAGACAGUUACGGAAGCAACCUACAAAAAACUGUGGAAUACUCAUGUGUUGGAUGGCAGUAAAUGAGAUGAAAUCUGAGGAGUCAGGUUCAUUCUUCUCUAUUCUUGGAUGCGUUUUGAGGUACAGUUGCACUUCUGUGGCCUUUUGCCCCUGCGUCAUCAUAUACCUACAGCCAACAAUGGAUCACAGAGUCAUUGGACUACAGAGCUGGAAGGAAGCUUAGAGAUAAGGCCUGAAGGGCAGAUAAUUUAUCAGACACUUAUUUAUAUGUGUAAAAGAAACUAGUCCCAGCCCUUUUCCUCACUUUCCUUUUCCAGGAGACUACUUUGGGCUGCCCGAACAUUGUAUCAAACCUGCUACCUAUCUUAUGGCC